AUUACAAUUACGUUGGCCUAAUAACCAGAAAAGUCUUUCCCACUCCCACAGAAAACGAAAGAAUAGACCAGGGGAAAUCUCUUUCACUCAACCAAACAUUUUCAAGAAAAUAUCCCCACACAUUCACACUCUCACAGUAAACCCACACAGAGACUUUGAAAAUCCAAGAGAGUUUAGGGAAUGGAAAGAAAGAAUAUUAGAAGUAGUCUUUGAGUUUCAAAUCUGAGAAAACGAUGUCGUUUGCACCAGAGAAACCUGAAAACCCUAGCCCAAAAAAACGACCACCAAGCUGGUCAGACCUGUGGCUCAAAAACACUAAGCCUCUCAAGCAUGUUAUCUUCACAAUGCAACUCCAAUCUCUCUCUUCUCCUAUCACUCCCACCACUAAAAACAACAGCAACAACAAUAAAAACACCAAAUCUCCCAAAAUCCCCAAAACCCAAAUCCCCAUUUCCAAUUUCCCCAAAUUCCCAAACCCUAAUUUCAAUUACCCGAAAUCCGAGUCCGACCCGACCCGGAAACUCUCCGACCAAACCCUGCUCCAAAUCCUCUCCAAACUCCCAGAUUCCAAUCACAACUCGAUCUCCCUUGUUUGCAAGCGCUGGCUUAACCUUCAAGGCCGUUUAGUUCGGUCUCUAAAGCUCUUAUCUUGGCACUUUCUCGAAUCGGGUCGGUUGGUUUUUCGGUUCCCAAAUCUGACCCAUGUGGAUUUGGUAUCUGGGUGUUUCUUCUCUCCUCGGAAUUCUGGGAUUUUGUUGACGAACAGGGUGUUUUCGAUGCAUUUGGGAUCCGGGUUUUCGACGAAAUGGAAUGAGCUUUGUGAGGAUAGUUUGUUUCCUGUGGAGGUUAUUGAUAGAGGGUUGAAAAUGCUUGCUUGUGGUUGUCCUAACUUGCGUAAGGUUUCGGUCAUAGGAGCUAGUGAGUUAGGGGUUUUGAGUUUGGCAGAGGAGUGCAUGACAUUACAAGAGUUGGAAUUGCAUAUGUGUAAUGAUGAUGUUUUGCGUGGCAUUGCAGCGUGUACUAAUUUGCAAGUGUUGAGGUUGGUUGGGAAUGUGGAUGGAUUUUAUGGGUCAUUGGUUUCGGAUAUUGGAUUGACUAUAUUGGCACAAGGGUGUAAGAGGUUGGUGAAGCUUGAGCUCUAUGGUUGUGAGGGGAGUUUUGAUGGGAUUAAGGCUAUUGGGCAGUGUUGUCAAAUGUUGGAGGAGUUGAGUAUUUGUGAUCAUAGGAUGGAUGAUGGGUGGUUGGCGGGGUUGUCGUAUUGUGAGAAUUUGAAGACUUUGAGGUUUCAGUCAUGUAAGAGGAUUGAUCCGAGUCCCGGGCCGGAAGAUUAUUUGGGUUGUUGCCCGGCUCUUGAACGGUUGCAUUUGCACAAAUGUCACUUGAGGGAUAAGAAGAGUGUGGGAGCGAUGUUUAUGCUGUGUAUGGCUGUGAGGGAGAUGGUACUUCAGGAUUGUUGGGGAUUGGAUAAUGACAUGUUCAGCUUAGCUAGUUGUUGCAGGAGGGUGGAGUUCUUGUCUUUAGAGGGAUGCUCAUUGCUAACUACCGAAGGUCUGGAGUCUGUAAUUCUUUCCUGGAAGGAGCUUCAAAGCCUUAGAGUUGAAUCCUGUAAGAAUAUAAAGGAUAGUGAAAUCUCUCCUUCACUCUCAACUAUGUUCUCUGUUUUUAAAGAGUUGCAAUGGAGGCCAGAUACAAAGUCUCUUCGUCCAUCUAGUGUAUUGGGGAUUGUAAUGGGAAAGAAAGGUGGUAAAUUUUUCAAGAGGGAGCGUCUCUUCGUCCACUGAUUCUUGUGGAGACUGGAAUAGGAAAGAAAGGCAGUAAAUCUUUCUAGAGAGUGGGAGACAUGAAGUUGCACUUGAAAGCCAGAAUCUGCAGCUUGAGCUUGCAUAAUAGUUCUUGACUUCUCAUCGUGAAGGCUGUAACAAUAUUCUGUACUCAUUAUGGUAGUUUGAUGGUUAGAAUAGAUGCAGAUGUUAACUCAGGAAGAUUGUAAACACAGUACAUUUUGCCUUACACCCGUCUUAUAGCUCAUGUUUGGGUGCCAUUUUCAACACAAUUUUGAUUUGCCACAGUGCAAAUCUUCUAGUUCA
Molecule: messenger RNA, 2087 nt
Organism: Quercus lobata
Lineage: Eukaryota; Viridiplantae; Streptophyta; Magnoliopsida; Fagales; Fagaceae
Product: RNI-like superfamily protein
Exons: 2
Coding region: 234-1781 (515 amino acids)
Biological process (GO): SCF-dependent proteasomal ubiquitin-dependent protein catabolic process
Cellular component (GO): SCF ubiquitin ligase complex
Molecular function (GO): protein binding
Source: RefSeq, a predicted model, not a curated record